AAAACUCUCCCCUUUAACACCCCAGGAAAAACCAGAGUUCAAUUGCCAGAGACAAGAACUACUUCCAGCUGCUGUUUAGUCAAGGUUCUCUCUCACUGAUACAGAUUAGGGUUUGAUUAAGUAGACGAAGAAGAAUCAGAUAUGGGAUAUAAUCAUUGGUCCAAUUUGAUCCGUAAUGUUGUUUUCAAUGGUAGAAGAACCUCCACAUUGUUUCCAAGGGCUAUUGUUUCUCCUAAUUUGGGAUCAUUCUCUCAAUUUCAUACUCCUCCUUCAUCAUCAUCCACUGAAAAUGAUCUCAAUUCAUCAUCAUCCUCUUCAUCUAUGGCAUCCUAUCAUGUCAAUAGUGGGUCUUCUUACAUGCGUGGUGCUGUUUUCUGGGAACCUAACAAGCCUCUUUCAAUCGAGGAUUUUCAAAUGCCACGCCCCAAAGCCGGUGAAGUUCUCAUCAAGACUAAAGCUUGUGGGGUUUGUCAUUCCGAUCUUCAUGUCAUGAAAGGAGAACUCCCAUUUCCUAGCCCUUGUGUAAUUGGUCAUGAGAUCACAGGUGAGGUGGUUGAACACGGGCCACUCACAGACUCGAAAACCAUCGAAAGAUUACCUGUUGGAGGACAUGUUGUUGGAGCCUUUAUAAUGCCUUGUGGUAACUGUCACUAUUGUUCAAGGGGUCAAGAUGACUUGUGCGAAGAUUUCUUUGCUUAUAACCGAGCGAAAGGAACACUUUAUGAUGGAGAAACGAGGCUAUUCCUCAGGAAUAGUGGUAAGCCUGUAUACAUGUACAGUAUGGGAGGACUAGCCGAAUACUGUGUUGUUCCUGCAAACGGUUUGUGCAUCCUCCCAGAUUCAUUGCCCUACACAGAAUCCGCCAUUUUGGGUUGUGCUGUUUUCACGGCUUAUGGUGCUAUGGCCCACGCAGCCGAGGUUCGUCCUGGAGACACAAUUGCAGUUAUUGGAAUUGGUGGUGUUGGCUCAAGUUGUUUGCAGAUAGCUCGAGCAUUUGGUGCAUCGGAGGUUAUUGCUGUCGAUGUACGAGACGACAAACUGGAGAAAGCUAAGACCCUUGGAGCCACUCAAACCAUAAAUUCAAAGAAUGAGGAUGCUGUUCAAAGGAUUAUUGAACUAACAGGGGGAAGGGGAGUGGAUGUUGCUGUGGAGGCAUUAGGAAGGCCACAAACAUUUUGGCAAUGUACUCAAAGUGUAAGAGACGGAGGAAAAGCUGUAAUGAUUGGUUUAACGAAUUCUGGCGCUAAAGGGGAAGUGGAUAUAAACCGUCUUGUUAGAAGACAGAUAAAAGUGAUUGGUUCGUAUGGAGGAAGGGCAAGGCAGGAUCUUCCGAGGUUGAUUAAACUUGCAGAGAGUGGCGUGUUCAAUCUUAAGGCUGCAGUUUCGAGGAAGUGCACUUUUGAAGAAGCGGCUGGAGCUUACGAAGAUCUCAACAAGGGAACUAUAGUCGGAAGGGCUGUCGUUGAGUUAAUGUAAAAGGUUUGUUUCUUUGUCUAUCUCCAAUUUAAUAACUUCCAUCAAAUAAUAAUGACCUUGUUUGUGUAAUGAUGGAUUAUAUUCCAAUAAAAUUAAAUUGGAGAGGUUGUAAGUGAAAUAGGAAUUAGAUUUGAUGCUAGAAUUGUUCUCUGUGAAAUAUUUGGUUCUAAUAAUGUUUUAUUUUCUUUGAGAU
Molecule: messenger RNA, 1669 nt
Organism: Impatiens glandulifera
Lineage: Eukaryota; Viridiplantae; Streptophyta; Magnoliopsida; Ericales; Balsaminaceae
Product: alcohol dehydrogenase
Exons: 7
Coding region: 142-1476 (444 amino acids)
Molecular function (GO): oxidoreductase activity
Source: RefSeq, a predicted model, not a curated record